Microthlaspi erraticum is the source of this 894-nucleotide messenger RNA. The record is from the annotation of a GenBank genome assembly. Lineage: Eukaryota; Viridiplantae; Streptophyta; Magnoliopsida; Brassicales; Brassicaceae.
AUGGGGAAGCUUAUUAGCGAUGAGAGUGGGAUUGAAGCUACACGAGACCUUAGGAAAUAUCUUGGCAUGCCGGUCCUUCAAAAGAGAAUUAAUAAGGAUACCUUCCGAGAGGUCUUGGAGAAAGUGUCAUCGCGAUUGGCAGGUGGGAAGAGCCAGAUAUUAAGCUUUGCAGGGAGGAUUACUUUGAAGAAAGCUGUACUCUCAUCCAUCCCGGUACAUACGAUGAGUUCGAUAAUGCUUCCGCAGUCAACGCUGGCGAGUUUAGACAAGACAUCUCGAGCUUUCCUGUGGGGAGACACAAAUGAGAAACGGAGACAACACCUUUUAGCAUGGGAUAAUGUCUGUCUACCGAAAGAGAAUGGUGGCCUAGGAAUCCGCAAGGCGCAAAAUAUGAAUAUCGCUCUCAUUGCAAAACUCAGUUGGCGAGUAAUACAUGAAGAGAAGGCACUUUGGGCAAGAGUGAUGCGAAGUAAGUACAAGGUGAAGGAAAUCAGGGAUGAUGCUUGGUUAAAAACAAAGGGGAACUGGUCCUCGACAUGGCGCAGCGUUCUAAAAGGGAUGAGAAAUAUAGUGAUUCCGGGGUUGAGUUGGGUGGUUGGCAGUGGCAGGAGUGUUCGUUUCUGGAAAGACAAGUGGUUGAUGGGCACUCCGCUGAUUGAUUUGAGGAUAGCGGAUAUACCAGAUGACCUAUCAGAAGCAAAAGUUAGCGAUUUGUGGCAGAAUGGUGUGGGAUGGAUGAUGCACCAAAUCGCUCCAUAUAUCUCAGACUCGAUUAGACUAAGACUUGGGGCAAUUGUAGUGGAUGAGAUCACUGGUGCGAAAGAUAGAAUGGCCUGGGGGCAUACACAAAAUGGAGAAUUUUCAGCAAAAUCAGCCCAUAGCUUCUUUACCUAG